Labeo rohita (rohu) is the source of this 2545-nucleotide messenger RNA. RefSeq names its product zona pellucida glycoprotein d (gene zpd). Gene Ontology annotation, cellular component: apical plasma membrane; cell surface. NCBI's taxonomy places the organism in Eukaryota, Metazoa, Chordata, Actinopteri, Cypriniformes, Cyprinidae. The coding region runs from base 283 to 1491 and encodes 402 amino acids. The transcript has 9 exons. The record is from RefSeq and is a predicted model, not a curated record. Gene Ontology annotation, biological process: neutrophil migration.
UAAUUAUUUAUUUAUGUUCUUCAUAAUUUCAUUUAUUUUUUGUCUGUACCAACCCAUAAACGUCAUGUCAAAAUGUGAUUGGUGGUUUAACGUGUCAAUCAGACGACCAAAGGCAGUGGUUACAGGUGUUACACAUCAAAUUAUUUUACCGUUUCCUUUCUAAUGUAUUUAAUCCAUAUUUACUUGAAUGAGAUCCAUUUGACAUGUGGACUAGUUAUUAAACUACUUUAAAAUUGCUAUUCUAAAACCAGUUUUCAAACAAAAAAGGAUUUGCUAAUACAAAUGGCCCACUAUCCGAAAUCACAGGUGUUUCUACAUCUUGCAACCUUACUUUGUGCAGUUGGGAGUAUUUCUGGUGAAUGUGAGAUAUCACAGUGUUCUGACCCGACUACCUGCGUUUUGUCGCAGAGGCGAACUUGUAAAUGUGCAGUUGGCUACUUUGGAGAUCUCUGUGACCAGGUCGCAACAAUGAAUGUGACGUGUGGCAAAGACUUUAUUUCCAUCCUUGUGGAUGAAGAGUUCUUCCAGUACUACAAUGUGGGAGUAGAGUCUGUUCAUCUGACUAACGCCAGCUGCCGUGCACAUAGAGAGAUCAUCUCUGGAUCAGCCUAUUUCGCAGUGCACACACCAAUGGACCAGUACACUGCCUGUGGAGGCAAACCUCUGGAGGUGGAGUACAAUUCACUUAAGAACAUAACGCACAUCGCAUACUCCUUAACGCUGAUGUCUGACCCACCUGUCUAUGGAAAUAUUGUGAGAGAUCCAGUGGUGCAGAUUGAGUACAAGUGCAUCUAUCCGUACAUCCGUCGACUCAGCCUGGCAUUUCCCAUCAUCUCUUUCUCCAGUGAAAGAGUGUUCAAGGUGGACGAAGUGGAUGCCAAAGUGGAGAUGAGCUUGUUUAAAGAUCACACAUACACUGAGGCUUUCACCAGCGCACCUACUAUUAAGCUUGGGGAUCAAAUCUACGUCCAGAUCCAAGUGACAGAACCAGAAGACUUCUUCCAUCUGAAAGUGAAUGAGUGUUGGGCUACUCAGACUCCUCAAGCUAAUGAUAAGACGGGCUUUAGCCACACACUGCUUCUAAAUGGGUGUACAAGUGACAAAACAACUUCAUUUGGUAAUGGUACGGCGCAUCCUGCGGGAAGAAACGGCGAGGGGUCGACUGUCCGCUAUUCGUUUGAUAUGUUUCGGUUUGCAUACGAGCCCCACAGUUUCUACCUGCACUGCACUGUGCAUCUCUGCACACCUGAGGAUGGAAAGUCUUGUAUUCCUGAAUGUAAAACUGUAUCCAAAAGAGAGGUGGUUAUGGAUGAGCAGGCUCAAGGCCUGCUGUCUUAUGGACCAAUCAGACAAGAGCUACCAGUCAGACCCAUGAUAAAUCUCCUCGCAUUGGUUCUUCCAUUGGCAGUGAUUUGGACACUGGGCAUCUUCCUUUUCAUCCUUAUCAGUAUUGCCAAAGCCGGAAAUCGACGACACAUGACAAAUAGCUAAAUAAAUCUAAUUUUCACCUAACACAUAAUUGUUUGUGUAGGGUACAAAAGCUACCUCAAGUACACAAGCUAGCUAUUAGCAUGCUAGCCCAGAGUGAAAACACUAUGAUAAUGAACCCUAAGUGAACAUUUUAAAUGUUCUAUCAUAGAAAUGUAGUUUUUGAAGCAAAAUUAGCUUGAAUAUGAUUUAAACAGAGACGGAUUUGUUUAGUCAGGGCUGCUGUUUUUUUUUUCUUGCGUACUAUAAAUCUCACUUUAUAUUUACAGUACUAAAUAUGAACAACAGGUGGCAGUGGGAACUAAAAAUGGACAUUUAGGGUUCUUUAAAUAAACACUUUUCAAUACAGUUUACUUUAUCUGCAUUUUCUAAUAUAUAUAUGGAUUGUUUCCAUAAAUGCACACCAUGAAUGGUAUCAUAAUAUCACAAAGGUAAACCGAGAAAGUGGGCAGAGAAUCGGGUGCGGCUGCGUGCUGCAGAUCGCAUGAGAUCCUCAUGAGGUUUCAUGCUCAUAUUUGGUGUCCUGCAACAGAUUAAGGAUCCUUUCGAGGACGCGCUGCCUGGUCCUCGACAUUUCCAGAUGGGUUUAUACAGGCGGUACUUAUAGCAACACGGAAACUGCAAUGCAGAUAUCAACAAGUGGUCUUUUUAUUCAGUAUUUAAUGGGUAGAUAGCUGCUGGUCAUGCUAAUGUUAUAGUUUACAAGCGCGCGCGCACCACUGGAGACCUAUUUGAACUGUUUGCACGGAUAGCGAAAACUUAACAGGAAUAAGAAAAAACGUCGUGCACUACUAAGUUGGUGGAUUUGUGGUCUGAGAAGAACAAUGACCUUAUUUUGGCGAUAAAAGACUGUAGGAUCUCCCAGGUUGCGAUCUAAUCUAAGCGGUUCUUGUGGUGGAGGAGGUGGUUGUGUGGUCGUUUGUCAUUGCUGCCCCGGGAGUGAAGAGAUGUCAGCCCGCAGGAGUAGAUCUCAUCGGUCGCUGCGACCCGUUACUAUAAUUUUCAUCCUGCUGUUUGUCAACAUUGCUGAAACAACUGCAGAAGAUGAUUCCUUCAA